This is a messenger RNA of Menidia menidia (Atlantic silverside), 2110 nucleotides long. NCBI's taxonomy places the organism in Eukaryota, Metazoa, Chordata, Actinopteri, Atheriniformes, Atherinopsidae. The record is from the annotation of a GenBank genome assembly.
GCUCUCGAUACGAUUAACCUCAGCUUCCUGUCUGAUUCUGAGCGGGAGAUGAUCUUGGCGGUGCUUCGGCGGGAUGCAGACCUGAGGCAGGUUGAGGAGCAGCGUGUGCGGAAGCUGAAAUCUGAGUUACUGGAAGUUAAAAGGAAAGGGGCCAAACGUAGCAGCGGAAAAUACAGUCAGCGUACUUGUGGCCGAUGUCAGGAGCCUCUGAGUCGUCUGCCAGCUUUUUCCAGCCAGUGUAAAGUAUGCCACCACUCGGUGUGCCGCAGCUGCCAGACUCUUCUGCCCGACGGAUCCUGGCUGUGCAGUGCCUGCGCCAAAGAGUCGGAUGUAAAGAAGAAGACGGGUGACUGGUUUUACAAUAAAAGGAUCAACCGUUACUCUACGGCUCCCGCUCCAGACUUAGUGAGAGCCUCCCUGAAAACGAGGCCGGCAUUGAAGAAGCCUGAGCCGGUUGGAGCGUUGCUCUUAAGAAGUGCUGAUAAAUGCAGUGAGCCUCCUAAACCUGUGCCAAUGCCCAGGCUGAAAAAUCAGCCUGCUAACAAAAGUUAUUCACAGUCACAAUCCUGAAUCCGCUGCUUCGAGGGAAUCGUUUGAAGUGAAGGACACGGUCUCAUCAAAGCCAUCCCACAGUGAUACAGAGUCUGCAGAAAACGGCAGCAUUGCCAGCAAUAAAACUCAGACUGAAUCUGGCCGUGUGACCCCUGAUCAGUCAAGAUCAGAUUACCAUUCGGCACCUUCCAGCCCAGCAGGAUCCAGUGUUUCCAGUCUGACCGUCCCAGUCAGAGCAGAUGUCGUCACCACUGAUGGCACCGACCCGAGCAGCUGCAAAGCUGUGGAAGUGAAACCAGUGGCCCUGAGCCCUGACGUAGAAGUCGAAAGACUGUUCAAGAAGAGUGUCAGACGAGUUCCCAAACCUGCAGAAUUUGUAUCAACACCGGACCUACUUGACGCAUCAGAGACCUCAAUGGGAAACAGGAGCCAGUCUGUGCCAGGUUUAGAUGUGCAGGAUGAAGAGGAUGAGGAUAUCGACAGCUUGGUAAGCUUUCAUAGAAGGACGAUGGAUGCAAGUUCCUCCAGCCUACGAAGCUCAAAGAGCACACUGGGCAGCCUGAUGAGUAUUUACAGUGACGCCGGAGACUUCGACAGCGUGGAGGUGAGCGGGGACAUCGUCUUCUCGGUGAGCUACAACGAGCAGAGCAAGAGUCUCCGGGUCCUCAUCAAGGAGUGCCAGGGACUGGCCUAUGGCGACGCUUCCCGGCAGCUUUCCAACCCGUAUGUUAAAUGUUAUUUGCUCCCUGACAAAACUCGCAAGAGUAAGAGAAAGACCAGCAUCAAGAAAUCCACCAUCAACCCCAUCUACAAUGAGACGUUAAAGUACUCCAUCAGCCGCUCUCAGCUGGUCACCCGCUCCGUCCUGAUAUCCGUCUGGCAUCAUGGUCGUCUCAGCCGCAACGCCUUCCUGGGAGAGGUGGAGGUCCCACUGGACUGCCAAAACCUGGACUCUGCUAAUGAGGAGUGCAUGCAGCUGAUGGGGAAGGCAGACACUUCGGUUCCAAUUUCAGCUUUUGGGCAGUCCAAGGGAGAACUGGUGAUCUCACUGAAAUAUGUUACACCUAAAAAGAGAACAGCUGAAAAAGGCAAAGGCAAAAAAGCUGUUCCAGAGGAAGGAGGAGAGCUGCACAUCCUCAUUAAGGAGGCAAAGAAUCUGACGGCAAUGAAAACAGGAGGCACAUCUGACAGCUUUGUGAAAGGGUACUUGUUCCCGACAAAGAUGAAGACCUCAAAGAAAACGACGGCCGUGGUGAAGAAGAGCCUGAAUCCACACUAUGACGCCACAUUUGUGUACAAGGGGCUGGCUCUGGAACAGCUGAGGGGCAUGUGUCUGGAGCUGACUGUGUGGGACAAAGAGGCCAUGAGCAACGAAUUCCUCGGUGGCCUCCGCCUCAGCACCGGAAAAGGCACUGUAUUAAUGAAAAAAGAGGAAGUGGAGCUGGAUUCGGUUGGAGAGGAGGUCAGUCUUUGGCAGAAGAUGAUGCAGUACCCAGACUCGUGGGCAGAGGGUACUCUUCCGCUGCGUUCCACAAUGGGAAAGGCAAAGGGGAAAUGA